Molecule: messenger RNA, 2986 nt
Organism: Moneuplotes crassus
Lineage: Eukaryota; Ciliophora; Spirotrichea; Euplotida; Euplotidae
Source: the annotation of a GenBank genome assembly
AUGGAUGAAACAAACUAUGGCAAUGAAGAAAAGUACACUGAAGUGCUUAUCUCUGGUAAUAACCAUUGUGGCCAGCUUGGAGUGGAACUGACCCAUGAUAAAAGCCAGAACUGUAGGAUAAAAGUACCAAGAAUAGUCACUUUUGAUGUGGAAAUACUCCAAAUUUCAUGUGGAAGGGACCACACUGCGUUCAUUACUCCUCAAGGAAUUUAUUCUAUGGGAAGUAACCACUUCGGCAAGCUUGGAAUUGGAAAUCCUGAUAUCGAAUACUUAUCUACUCCUCAUUUAAUCAAGAGUAUUCAGAGGUCUGACUGUGUACAAGUUGCCUGCGGGUGGGAACAUACAGCAGCUGUCAUGAAAACAGGAGAGUUUUAUAUCUGGGGAUCUGCCAAAUAUGGUGCCAUUGGAACAGAGAAUAAAGAAAAUGCAUGGAGCCCUGUAAAGUUCAAGUUCAGAGCUAUUAAUUCAUCAGAGAAUCAUGAGUCUGACUAUUCUUGAUUCAAGGACACAAGUUUGAAAAUAAAAUCAGUAUCAUGAGGAGCAAGGUUUACAUGAGCCAUCGAUAAAAGUGACAAACUGCUUGUUUGGGGAUGAAAUGACUAUGGACAAUUAGGAGUUGGGGAUACCCUACAGAGACCACUUCCUGAAUUAGCAAUCAGCAAUAUCUCAGCAGUAGCAUGUGGAAUCAACCAUACAUUAGUGCUGAGUAAAUAAGGGGCAUGUCUACUCAGCUGGAAGCAACAGUAAAGGAGAACUCGGACUAUGAGAUCCUUCUGUGAACUUCACGACUACCUUCAAGAAGGUAUCCAAGCUCAAAGAUGUUGUCAAAAUAAAAGCUGGUCUUCAUUCUAUGGCUGUUGAUAUAAAUGGUAGGUGAUAUUUAUGGGGCACCCCUAUCUCCAGAGAUAAGAUAGAGCCACCUACGAAGCUACAUAAGUUGUUCCACAACAAGAGAAAAGACUUAGCACCUAUUUUGUCAAUGGAUUCAGGCAUAGAGACUUCCUGAGUGAUUAAUACGAAGGGAGAAUUGUACUAUUGGUCCAAUACACAGAAUGUUUUGAGUGAACAAUCUCCUGAAAUAUAUCAGAUGGAAGUGGAUGACAAGCAAACUAAGUUUAACAAAAUCGCUUGUGGCCAUAAUUUUAUGCUGGCUCUAGGAAAAACUCUGUAUAGGAAAGAUUAUGAUAAUAUAUCUAUGUCUACAAAUAUCGAGAAAAAGGUUAGCUUUGAUUUGAGCUCUCUUCGUCCUAAAUCAACUACUGCAAGGAGGAAAUAGCAUAUUGAAAGGAAGCAACAAUUCAAACUCGAAUAUUCUCUCAGAUGAGGAAAAUGAUCCUUCAAUCUCUAUUGCUCUUCAAAAACCGAUUCAAAAUAUUCAAAGGUCAUCUUCUUCUCAACUUUUUUCAAAACCAAAUACAUCCAGAAACAAAUUUACUAAACUAAGCUUGCAGUUACAAGGUUCAUCAAAUCCAAAAACCUGAAAAAACUCCCAUAAAUCUCCUCUCCGUUUAUCUAAAGCUGCUGUAACAGAUCAAAUCCUUUCAAACAUCAAAGAAAUGCUAUAUACCCCCAAACUUCCAAACUACACUUCCAAAUCCCCAUCACAACUAUCCCUAAACCUCCCACUCCAAAUCCCCCAAGAAACCCCUCAAAAAGCCAUCCUAAAGCACGAAAUUGACAUCCUCAAGGCCGAAAACAGUCGCUUACUAAGCCGCAACCUCACACAACUCCAAGAGUCCAAAACAGCUAUCGAAUCCCAAAAGUCCUGGUACGACACCACCUUCGAGCAGAGAUACAACCAAAAAGUACUAGAAAACCAGGACUUUAAGGUCAAAAUAGAACACCUUGAGACUGAAAAUAAGAACCUUAAGGCCCAGAUAGAUAUCUUAAAGGAUAAGUUUAGGCUUAGCUUUAGAAAGUAAUAAGAUGAUGGACCACCAGCUUAGUGAUAAUAGAACCCAGAUCAAGGACCUGAGGGAUGAGUGAAGAUAUAAGGAUAAUAGGAUUAAGGAAAUGGAGAGGUUGUUACAGGAGACUAAGCAACAGAUCUUUGAAGGAGAUUUAGUCGUUAGGUCGAUGAAACAGGAGCGGGAGGUCAAUGAUAAGAGGAUUAUGGAGGUUAUGAGUAAAUUAGAGUACCUUCAGUAUAAAGUCAACCAGCAGGAUUUUAGUAAGAGAGGGAAGAUACAGGAGGUUCAGGAAGCUAAUUUUCAGAAUCUUAAUACUUAUUGUAAUCAUGCUACAUUUGAUAAUUGAAAAGGUAGUAACGAAGAGAUUAGUAUUCAAGUCUCUAAUCAUUAUUUUAACAAAAGGAAUUCUAAUAGUCAGACUGAACUAGAGCAAUAUGAAUCAGUGGAAAUCCUUCCAAAAUAACUUGAGUAGCUCCUUAAAGCGGGCUACUUCAACUAAAAGUUUGGAUGACUCUAAAUUCUCAAACAUUAAUUCUAACCAUCCUAAUGGGUCAAACAAAAAUGCUGAUGAGAGUAUUAAAAAUGGCAAGAUUCCUAGAGAGAAAAUCAAAUUUAAAAUAAACGACACUCAUAUUUCAAGGCAACCCUUAUCUCCACUGGAUAUAAAUUCUGUUUCUCAAAAUCCUCCUGUCAGCCAAAAUUUAAAAGAUUGACAAAAAUCAAUUAAAAGAGAUAAAAAGUGGGAGAAAGGUAUCCAGCCCUACAAUGGUCUAGUCGAAUACCCUGACCACACAAUGAAUUCGUUUGCAGAACAGCUUGAGGAUACCCCUAUCCCAUUCCCAAACAUUAAUAAUGAUGAGAAUAUGUUCAAGAGAAGGGCUAGAGGAGAUAUUAAGACAUCUUUCGGAAUGAAUCCUUCAAUCGCUUCUAAACUCAGUAUUCUCAAGAAGAUGGUCACUAGGAUCGAAGGUGAGCCUGAUUCUACCACUUAAGCUCUCCUAUCCCAAGAGGAACUAAAUGUUUAUAAAAUAUGAACAGAAAUACUAGAUCAAAAAUUCAGAUUCAAUAAAGUCUCA